Molecule: messenger RNA, 887 nt
Organism: Pyrus x bretschneideri (Chinese white pear)
Lineage: Eukaryota; Viridiplantae; Streptophyta; Magnoliopsida; Rosales; Rosaceae
Product: 25.3 kDa vesicle transport protein
Exons: 6
Coding region: 195-851 (218 amino acids)
Biological process (GO): retrograde vesicle-mediated transport, Golgi to endoplasmic reticulum; vesicle fusion with Golgi apparatus; endoplasmic reticulum to Golgi vesicle-mediated transport
Cellular component (GO): SNARE complex; endoplasmic reticulum membrane; Golgi membrane
Molecular function (GO): SNAP receptor activity
Source: RefSeq, a predicted model, not a curated record
AACGCACGCAGAGAUCGCAGAUUAAACUAAAAGGCCAACCCUUAUUUGCUCUGUUUGGUCCUCGAAAACCCCCUUUUGUUUUUCCAGAGCUUCUCUCAAUUCUUCUCACUCAGAUUGCACCAUCGUCCUCACCGUUCCUCAGAUCAAUGUUAUAAGCAGUUAAUUUCGCAUUGCUAGGAAGUUGUGAAGCGAAGAUGGUGAAGCUGACUAUGAUUGCUCGUGUUACUGACGGUCUUCCACUAGCAGAGGGACUGGAUGAUGGCCGUGAUGUAACAGACUCUGAAUUCUACAAACAACAAGUCAAGGCUUUAUUCAAGAACUUAUCAACCGGACAAAAUGAGCCUUCAAGGAUGUCAGUUGAAACUGGACCUUUUGUUUUCCACUAUAUCAUCGAAGGACGUGUGUGUUACCUGACAAUGUGUGACCGUGCCUAUCCAAAGAAACUUGCCUUCCAAUACCUUGAAGAUCUCAAGAAUGAGUUUGAGCGUGUUAAUGGGACUCAAAUUGAAACUGCUGCAAGACCUUAUGCAUUCAUUAAAUUCGAUACAUUCAUACAGAAAACAAAGAAAUUGUACCAGGACACUCGCACUCAGCGGAAUAUUGCAAAGUUGAAUGAUGAGCUGUAUGAAGUCCACCAAAUAAUGACUCGCAAUGUUCAGGAAGUGCUUGGUGUUGGUGAAAAGUUGGACCAGGUCAGUCAAAUGUCGAGCCGUUUAACAUCAGAAUCUCGCAUAUAUGCUGAUAAAGCAAGAGAUUUGAAUCGACAGGCUCUGAUCCGAAAGUACGCGCCUAUUGCCAUUGUGCUUGGAGUUGUUUUCCUCCUUUUCUGGGUCAAAACAAAGCUCUGGUGAUCAAACUGCUUCAUCUAUGUUCUGAAUUUGCGGCAA